ACUGUCUCAACUCUCAGCUGUGGAGUGAGUGACUGUGCCGCCUGUCAUCCCCCAUGUCCCGUUCCUGCCGAUGCUCCCCGACGCCCACCAUCAGCGUUCACUCUCACCCCCGCUGAGAGUUUGCAUUCUCACCGGGUCCUGCCAGCACCCUGCUCUCUUCGAAGUUUGAGCAACAAAGUUAUCAACUUUAUACACCUUUUCUGAAUGACGGGCGGUCGUUUCGACUUUGACGAUGGUGGCACCUACUGUGGAGGCUGGGGGGGCGGCAAAGCUCACGGCCACGGUGUGUGCACCGGACCCAAGGGCCUGGGCGAAUAUGCAGGCUCGUGGUCCAACGGCUUCGAGGUGGUGGGAGUGUACACCUGGCCCAGUGGGAACGUGUACCAAGGCUACUGGGCGCAAGGAAAACGACACGGACUCGGCGUAGAAACCAAGGGCAAGUGGAUCUAUCGAGGAGAGUGGACCCACGGGUUUAAGGGUCGGUACGGAGUGCGACAGAGCCAGAACACACCAGCCAGGUACGAGGGCACCUGGACUAACGGGCUGCAGGACGGCUAUGGCAUCGAGACGUACUCUGAUGGAGGUACAUACCAGGGUCAGUGGACUGGUGGGAUGCGUCAUGGAUACGGUGUUCGUCAGAGUGUUCCGUAUGGUAUGGCAUCAGUCAUCCGCUCACCACUUCGAACCUCACUGGCUUCCCUGCGGAGUGAACACAGUAACGGCACAGUUUUACGAGACAGUCUAUCUGACAGCCCUGCCGGCACCCGUGGUGGCUUUGUGCUCAACUUUCAUUCAGAUGGAGAAGGUUCUGAGAAAAAGGGUCUCUUUCGCCGUGGCUCUCUUUUUGGCAGCCUGCAUCGAUUGCGCAAAUCCGAUUCACGCUCAUCCAUCUCCAGUAAGCGCAGUUCAGCACGUAGUGAAACCACGAUGAGUCGUAUCAGUUCAAGUGAUGCCAAUUCCACCAUCAGUUUCGGAGACGGAGACCCAGGUGAUGACUUCUUGACUCUAGAGGACAAUGUAGAUGCCACCACUACCGAGUCCUACAUGGGCGAGUGGAAGAACGACAAACGCAAUGGCUUUGGUGUCUCCGAGCGUUCCAACGGCAUGAAGUAUGAAGGAGAAUGGUUAAACAAUAAGCGCCAUGGCUAUGGCUGUACUAUUUUUCCUAAUGGCACCAAAGAAGAAGGGAAGUAUAAAAAUAACGUAUUGACCCGGAGUCUUAGAAAACAGUUCAUCCCGCUGAGGAACACCAAAACUAAACAGAAAGUGGAUCGUGCCACUGAAGGAGCAGUGAGAGCCGCUGCCAUUGCCAGAACCAAAGUAGAGAUCGCCAUCUCCAGGACAUCUCACACUCGGGCCAAAGCAGAGGCAGCAGAUCAAGCUGCUCAGUCAGCUAGCCAAGACUCAGAUAUUGCAAGAAUUGUGGCCAGAGAACUCUCACCAAAUUUCCAUCAGCCAGGCCCCGACUAUAUACGGCAGAAAUACAAUGUACCAGUGGAAGUGAAGGAUGUCCUUGAGGAGAGUAAAGUGGAGAAAACGCCAUCAAGUAGCCCUCAUUUCUACCGGAAAGGCACAACACCGACACAUUCUCCAUCUCAGAGCCCGGGCCCCAGUCCCACUCCCUCACCAACUCCCAUCAAUAAGUCUGUUUUCAGCAGUAAACCAUCUGCCACUGUCAGUCCACCAAAGCCUCCUGGGAAAGUAACAGCUGAGCCUAUAAAAGAAGGCAUUACCAAGGCAGCAUCGCAGCUUUCUCUCAAACAGGAAGUGAGGCAACAAGCAGAAUCAUCAUCACUUAAACCAGCCAUACCAAAUAGUGGUCCCCCUAAUAAUGGACAAAUCCACGCCCAAUAUCAUGGUUACUACGUCAAGGAUGUCAAAAUGCUGCCACCUGAAGAAACAAUUCACCUGGAAGAUGAUUUUCACCCAUCAAGCCUUGCGCGCUUGCCGCCCCCCGCCAAGCAAGUUUGGGCACCACCACCAAAAGUCAUUCCCAGUCCUUCUCCAGUGCCACCAAAAGAGAACGUCAAAGCUCCAGAGUCUUCCAAGCAGAAAGCACCGGAAUCAAAUAAACCAAAGACUUUUGCAGAAACCAAGAAAGCAAGUGUGGAAAGUAGCCCCGAUAUUAUUGAGGAUAAGUCGGGUCCCAACUCGAUCUUGGUGGUUCUGGUGAUGUUAUUAAAUGUUGGUCUAGCCAUUAUUUUUGUCCACUUCCUGACUUGACUAAAUCUGAACUCAGAUUUUUUCAAAAUUGUCACCCAAGCUGAUAACUCUCCAUCAGCCUUUUAAAAUGGGUUCCAAUCAGAAUGGAAAAAUAUGGAGGAUCGAAAAUAAGAGGGGUGAGGAAGGAAAGAAGAAGCUGGCGCAAGAAGAAAGAAAGCAGCGGUAGAGAAAGAUGAAACCAACGCUAUCACCACAGUCUCCGGAUGGACUGAACGGCUGUCUCUGGUGCUCGGCGCAACCUGAUUGGACCGGGGAUGAUUUGCAAUUCCACUUGCACAGUGAAAGUUGAAGCAAGUGGUCGCUGGUCGGAAAUAGGAAGGGAGAAAAUAACACCUGAGACUCAACUUUAGAUUCUCAGACAGAUUUCAAAACUACAGCACACAUGGACAGUUGAUAAUGAAUGUGCAGACUUUGCAGUCUUUUUUUAAAUGGCCUCUGUUUUAUCUCCAUUUUCACUGAGCAAUUCUUGAAACUUGGAAGUGCUUCAGUGCUGCAAUAAAGUUUGUGCCUCAUCCAUUUCUUUGAAGAAAA
Molecule: messenger RNA, 2754 nt
Organism: Syngnathus typhle (broad-nosed pipefish)
Lineage: Eukaryota; Metazoa; Chordata; Actinopteri; Syngnathiformes; Syngnathidae
Product: junctophilin-1-like
Exons: 7
Coding region: 205-2223 (672 amino acids)
Cellular component (GO): plasma membrane; endoplasmic reticulum membrane; sarcoplasmic reticulum
Source: RefSeq, a predicted model, not a curated record